Molecule: messenger RNA, 2876 nt
Organism: Brassica napus (rape)
Lineage: Eukaryota; Viridiplantae; Streptophyta; Magnoliopsida; Brassicales; Brassicaceae
Product: LEAF RUST 10 DISEASE-RESISTANCE LOCUS RECEPTOR-LIKE PROTEIN KINASE-like 2.7
Exons: 5
Coding region: 58-2649 (863 amino acids)
Biological process (GO): protein phosphorylation
Molecular function (GO): polysaccharide binding; protein kinase activity; ATP binding
Source: RefSeq, a predicted model, not a curated record
AUCACAAUCUCUGCUCUCCUUAACACAAACCAAACCAAAAACAAACACCCUACAUAGAUGAAGCAAAUCAUGUAUUAUCUUUCCACUUCUUCUAUGGUCCUAUUCUUCAUCUUCUUUUUAUUUCACCAUUUUCCUUUUGCUUCAAGUAAACAAGAACUUGGAAGGUGUGAGACCAUGUUUCAGUGUGGGAACAUCACGGCCGGUUUUCCUUUCUGGGGUGGGAAUCGUGACAAACUCUGCGGUCAUUCACCGCUGGAGCUUCACUGCAACAAAAACAUCACCUCUUUAUCCAUCUCAGAUCAAGAGUUCCGUGUUCUACAUAUAAAUCAAUUAUCUAACUCUCUUAGACUUGCCAGAACAGACCAUGUGGGCUCUUUUUGCUCCUCUAACUUCACCAACACAACCUUGCCUCCAAACUUAUUCAAGCUUUCCUCAACCUACAAGAGUGUCACAGUAGUCUAUAAUUGCAACCCUUUGGGUCUCCACUUUCAGGGAUAUAAAUGUCCGGAGACAGGUUUGAUGUUUGUGUCUGACAACCCUGAAGAUUGCAAAUUCUGCCUUGCCUGUUUCACCGCGAACGUUCCUAGGAGUUUCGUUACAAAAAUGAACGACCUGGCCGAUUUGGAAAAUGCUUUGCAUGAAGGGUUUGAUGUGAAAGUGAAGAUUGAUGAACAAACAUGUGAACAAUGUUUGUCCUCUCAAGGAAUCUGCGGCUUCAAUAAUACAACACAGAUCUGCUGCAAGAAUGACUCAUCAUCAAGAUGCAACGCACUCCAUCUACCUCAUAUAGAUGUACUUCACCAACGCUGCAGUGGCCCCUUUAGGUGUGGCGAUCAGAAAGAACUCUAUUACCCUUUCUGGAGAUCAGAGAGAGAAAGCUGCGGCCACCCCGACUUCAAGCUCGACUGUAGUGGAGAAUUCGCUGAACUGAACAUUUCCUCUGUGAAGUACAGAAUCUUAAGUAUGAGCUAUGGAUCUCCUGUCAUUAGUCUUGGCAGAUCGGAUUAUAUAGGAAAUCUUUGUCCCGCAGAUACUCGAGAUGCACCAUUUGACCAAAGUGUUCUUCAAAUUACGCGUGAUAACGAUCUACUUACAUUAUAUUACGACUGCAACAGCUUUUCACUACCAGCUACUACUGGUAGUAAUUUCUUUGGAGAGCUUGGUUGCGAGGAUGAUAUAGGCGAUAGAAAAAGUUACUAUGUGACAAGAAACAUGUCCUCCCCUUUACCUAACGAGAUCAGUGGCCUUAUAGACAAGGCAAUUUGCAGAAGAGACGUAACUAUUCCUGUGUCUAUAAAUGCUUUGAAAGAAAUGGAGGGGAGUCCCAGUCCGGACAGUUUAGAGAAGGCUCUUAAACAGGGUUUCGAGCUUGAAGUUAGUCCUGAUUGUUCACGGUGCUUCAAAUCUGGAGGUGCUUGUGGAUAUGACCAAACCUCAAAUCGCUUCGUCUGCUAUUGUGAAGAUAAGCCGCAUAGCAGUAUCUGCGGAGACCAAGACAUCUCUACUGCCUCAAAAGCAGGCUUUUCUACUGCUGCAAAAGCAGGAACCGGAUCUGCUUGCGGGUUGGUGGGGGUUAUUCUUAUAGCCGUAGUUCUGUUCUGUCUCUUCAUAUGGAGAAGGAAGACAUCAGAUGUUCCUAGACAACUUAAUCUAAAGGCCCUUAUGCCACUAGAACACUAUAGCUACGCGCAAGUAAAGAGAAUUACAAAGUCAUUUUCUGAAGUGGUUGGGAAAGGAGGAUUUGGAAUUGUUUAUAGAGGAACCCUUUGUGAUGGCCGCAAGGUUGCUGUGAAGGUCUUGAAUGAUACAACGGGUAAUGGUGAAGACUUCGUUAACGAAGUUGCAAGCAUGAGCAAGACAUCUCAUGUCAACAUUGUUACCUUGCUAGGAUUCUGUGCUGAGGGUACCAAGAGAGCGAUUAUUUAUGAAUUCUUGGAAAAUGGAUCUCUUGAUAAGUUCAUCUCAAGCAAGAGAUCAUCAAAUAUGGAUUGGAUGGAACUAUAUGGAAUCGCAUUAGGCGUGGCUCGUGGUCUAGAGUACUUGCACCAUGGAUGCAGAACAAGGAUUGUACAUUUCGACAUUAAACCACAAAAUGUACUCUUAGAUGGAAAUCUUUGCCCCAAGGUUUCAGACUUUGGCCUUGCUAAGCUCUGCGAGAGGAAAGAAAGCAUCUUGUCAUUACUAGACACAAGAGGUACGAUAGGAUAUAUUGCACCUGAAGUGUUUUCAAGAGUGUACGGUAGAGUCUCACACAAGUCAGAUGUGUAUAGCUAUGGAAUGUUGGUUCUUGAGAUGAUAGGAGCAAGGACUAAAACAUCAACUGAAGACACUGCAUCUAGCACAAGCUCAAUGUACUUUCCAGAAUGGAUCUAUAAGGAUCUUGAGAAGGGACAUAGUGGAACGCCUACCGGGAAUGUAAUCAGCAAUGAAGAAGAGGAGAUAGCAAGGAAGAUGGCAUUGGUGGGUCUGUGGUGUGUUCAGUAUUCCCCUUCAGAUCGCCCGCCGAUGAACAGAGUGGUAGAGAUGAUGGAAGGAAGUCUAGAAGCUCUUGAAGUCCCUCCUAGGCCUGUUCUACAAAUUGCCACAGCUCCUCUUCCAGAAUCUUCUAGUGUUUCAGAGGAUAUUUCAGUUUACACAGAAGUAUGUUGAAUGAAUAUUUGCAUAAACCGGAAAGGAUCAUGACCUUUGUAUCAGAGGUCUCUGGUUUGAGUAACUACUAGACGAAACUAUUAUUAUUCUAUAAUCUGGUUUCAGGUUUGGGGAAUACGGGAUUCAACCCCAGCUUUCUAGAAUUCAAAAAAAAAAAUUGUAUAAAGAAAGAAAUAUCCCUAGAACCUAUUAAAUCACAUGAGCAGUAAAUACAUUUAUUCAUGAAA